AUGGGCUACGACAUGGCAAUGCUGGUCCCCUUAGACCAGGCCUUCUAUGGCUUCAUUCCUGGUGCUGGCUCAACUCUGGUUGGCAGGGUGACCCUCCCCGUCACCUUCGGUACUUGGGACAACUACAGGACCGAGCACACCAACUUUAAGGUGGCCUCUUUCGAGACCUCCUACCACACAAUACUUGGGAGGCCCGCCCUCGCCAAGUUCAUGGCGGUACCCAACCACAUGUACCUCCUCAUGAAGAUGCCAGUGCCAAAAGGUGUCCUCUCCUUCUACGGAGACAUCCAGACGUCUCAUUCUUGCGAGAUGGAGAAUAUCAACCUCUCCUCGACCUUGGAAUGGUCCAAGAACAUGAUCCUCGUCGCUCAGGCGACAAAGGAUCUCCCUGAAGACCAGGCACAGAUCCCUACAAAGGAUUCGGUUGCUGAGUCUCAGCUGCAGCCAGAUCACCAGACUAAGGCCAUCAUCCUCAAGGAUGAUGAGCCUCACUAG
Molecule: messenger RNA, 495 nt
Organism: Panicum virgatum (switchgrass)
Lineage: Eukaryota; Viridiplantae; Streptophyta; Magnoliopsida; Poales; Poaceae
Exons: 1
Coding region: 1-495 (164 amino acids)
Source: RefSeq, a predicted model, not a curated record